UUUAUUGAUACUGUAUUUGAAGAUUAGAAUAAGGUUAGGAGGUGACGUCAAGUAGAAAUACUAUGGUUUGACAGUGAAUUCAAGUAUCUAGAUGAGUUGCUUUGCUCAUAUCCGGUCAAGUCUGAUGGUUAUACUUAUACUUAUUGUAUUUGUAUGUAGACCCGUCCACCACCAACAUCCUAUUUCUUUGUGUUAUGAUCCCUUCUUCUAUUCCUUGCUGCUAAUAAUAAAAGUCAAUCAAUAAAAGUAUGAAGAAUGAUAAUAAGCAGCAUGAUCAGCACGAGCAAGAACGUCGUUCCCCUGCAGCAGCAGUAGCAGCAUAUGUGAGGUUGUUUUUGAGUGCACAACAACUCCAUCUAUUCAACUUGUUUUCCCAUCUUCUUCUCUUGGCCUUUGGAUUCAUCAUAGGGAUCACACUCGCUUUCUCUCUCAACGGGCAGCAGCUCCUUCUCCCUUCUAAUAACAAUAAUCCUGUUUUUGUCAAUAACAAUAGUCAAAGCGGGAUCAAGAGAGAUGGGUUGGGGAGUUUCUUGAUGGCAGGAAAGGAGGCAAUAAUGCAUGACAUGAGCGACGAUGAGUUGUUGUGGAGAGCUUCCAUGGUUCCCAAGAUUCGGGAAGUGCCACUCAGAAUCAAGCCUAAGGUAGCGUUCAUGUUCUUGACGAAAGGACCUCUGUAUUUGGGUCCACUGUGGGAGAGAUUCUUCAAAGGAAACGAAGGCUUCUAUUCAAUCUACAUCCACUCCCAUCCUUCUUUCAAUGCUUCUUCAGUCCCCAAAACCUCCGUUUUUUAUGGCCGCAGAAUUCCAAGCAAGGGGGUAAGGUGGGGUGACUUCAACAUGGUAGAUGCAGAGAGGCGUCUACUAGCAAAUGCGCUGCUGGACAUGUCGAACCAACGGUUCGUUCUUGUAUCGGAGUCAUGCAUCCCUCUCUUCAACUUCUCAACCGUUUAUGGGUAUCUUAUGAACUCAUCCAAGACAUUUGUGGAAGCCUACGAUCUUGCGGGGCCCGUGGGGAGGGGCAGGUACUCCCAAAGGAUGAGGCCACUGAUCAAGCCGUCUCAGUGGAGAAAGGGGUCCCAGUGGUUCCAGAUAGACCGUGCCCUGGCACUGGAAGUGGUCUCGGACCGCCAGUACUACCCGGUGUUCAAGAAGCACUGCAGGUACGGCGGCUGCAUUGCCGACGAGCACUACUUGCCCACUCUUGUUAGCAUCAAGUUCUGGAGGAGGAAUGCCAACAGGACUUUGACUUGGGUUGAUUGGUCAAAGGGCGGGUCCCAUCCAUCCAGGUACAUGAGAAGCGAUGUCACUGUUUCGUUCUUGAAGAGACUAAGGCAUGCAACCAGAUGCCGCUACAAUGGCAAGACCACCAAUGUUUGCCACUUGUUUGCAAGGAAGUUCAUGCCUCACUCUCUCGAUAGAUUGCUAAGGUUUGCUCCCCGCUUAAUGCACUUCCAUUCUUCUUGAUCCUUUUUUAUUUGUAAUUCAUUAUCAUUGUAACAUGUUAUUACGGAGAAAGCGCCUCAUAGUUUCACUUCUGUUUCCUUUCAUAUAUAUAAAUAUAACAAGUUAAGAACCAUCACUGUCAGUUUUGUACUA
Arachis ipaensis is the source of this 1595-nucleotide messenger RNA. Its product is annotated as glycosyltransferase BC10. NCBI's taxonomy places the organism in Eukaryota, Viridiplantae, Streptophyta, Magnoliopsida, Fabales, Fabaceae. The record is from RefSeq and is a predicted model, not a curated record. Gene Ontology annotation, molecular function: glycosyltransferase activity. Gene Ontology annotation, cellular component: membrane.